Nannizzia gypsea CBS 118893 is the source of this 1152-nucleotide messenger RNA. Its product is annotated as septum-promoting GTP-binding protein 1. Gene Ontology annotation, molecular function: GTPase activity; GTP binding. Gene Ontology annotation, biological process: regulation of exit from mitosis. The record is from RefSeq and is a predicted model, not a curated record. Bases 1 to 1152 code for a protein of 383 amino acids. Gene Ontology annotation, cellular component: spindle pole body. The transcript is spliced from 4 exons. NCBI's taxonomy places the organism in Eukaryota, Fungi, Ascomycota, Eurotiomycetes, Onygenales, Arthrodermataceae.
AUGGAUACGUUAACGAAGGAAGUUGACAAACUCCAGGUGGAAGACGAUCCCACGGUGACACAACUCACGGAGACAACUACAAAUGCUGAACAAUCACCUCCCCCGGCUGAAUCUGAAUCUGUAUCUACACAGGAUCCUGCGCCUACGGUAGAACACGCUCCAGAUCCCGAACCCACAGUUGUCCCUGAGAACCUGGUUCCACAAACACCGGAGCAAGAAAUCCCCGGCCGUACUGAUGAGACGCCGUCGAGUUAUCAACAGACGUACAAUAAUGGCUACAGCAACGGACAGCAAAGCCACCACUCGUCAUUCUCCCCCGAAUACAUUCAGUCAACUGCACCAACUCUACAUACACAUGAGAGUGACCUCUCACCCGCGUCAAGGCAUAAUUCCCCCACAAUGUCUUAUCAACAAUAUCAACAGCCUUCACAACCUGCCUCUCGUCCUGGAUCAGGGGUAUCGAAUUCAGGAGAUAGAUAUGGGUACUCUCAGCAGUACCACGACCAGAACCAGAGACAGCAGCAACAGCAGCAGCAACAACAGCAACAACAACAAUCAGCAGCACCAAGUAAGAAUAGUGUUGUGAUUAAGGUUGGAAUGGUCGGUGAUGCUCAGAUUGGCAAAACAAGUUUAAUGGUCAAGUAUGUCGAGGGUAGCUGGGACGAAGACUAUAUUCAGACUUUAGGGGUCAAUUUUAUGGAAAAAACUAUUUCAAUCCGGAACACCGAAAUCACCUUUUCAAUCUGGGAUUUAGGUGGACAGCGGGAGUUUGUCAACAUGUUACCCCUUGUUUGCAAUGAUGCAGUGGCCAUUUUGUUCAUGUUCGACCUCACCCGGAAAAGCACGCUUAAUUCCAUCAAAGAAUGGUAUCGACAAGGGAGAGGCUUCAACAAGACCGCCAUUCCUUUCCUGGUUGGAACUAAAUACGAUCAUUUUGUCAACUUCCCCCGCGAAGACCAGGAGGAAAUAUCAAUACAGGCGAAACGGUUUGCCAAGGCGAUGAGGGCGAGCUUAAUAUUUAGUAGCACUAGUCACAGUAUCAACGUGCAAAAGAUAUUUAAAAUCGUCCUUAGCAAGGCAUUCGACCUUAAGUGCACAAUCCCCGAGAUCGAGAAUAUUGGUGAACCCUUGUUGUUGUACCAAUCUGUGUGA